AGCUCGAACGUGCACUGCACAAUACGAUAAGUCCAAAUGGAGUUAGAUAACAUUAAGUUGCGACAUUUGGAACCGUAUUAUAAUAUAAAGGUAUCGCUUACUUUGACAAAAUAUAUCGGAACUUGGCCGCCGGUAUUGGAACCUUAUCGAAGUAUUUAUUUACUAUAUACCUGUAUUAGUUUUAUUUUCAUUUUGGGAAUUUAUUUAACAGUACAAACUGUUAACUUGUUUGUGAUUUGGGGUAAUAUUGAACUUAUGAUAGCUACAGCAUUUUUAUUAAUGACUAACAGUAUUCAUGCAUAUAAGGUAUUCGUAAUAUUGGGAAAUCAAAAACGAAUUCAAGUACUUUUAGAUAAACUUUCUACGACAAAUUAUUAUCAUAACGAUGAUAAAUAUGAACGUGUGUUUACUUACUAUGCAUGGCUAGGAUUGUAUCAUCAUAUAGCAUAUCAAAGUUUUGGUACAGUUGCUGUUCUAUGUUGGGGCUUGACUCCGCUAGCUGAUGCAGUUGCAGGCAACACAAGGCGUCUUCCUAUGGAAGCAUGGUAUCCUUACAAUACAAAAAAAAGUCCAGCAUUUGAGAUAACUUCUGGUCAUCAAGCUGUUGCAGUUAUUAUUGCAUGUUUUCACAAUAUUGGUAUGGAUACUUUGGUAACUGGACUGAUAAACGCUGCAUGUUGCCAAUUAGAAAUAAUAAAACAAAAUCUUAAAAAUGUUGAUUUGGAUUUUGAACAUAAUUCAAUUGAUAAAUGUGAUUAUGAAGAUUUUAUGAAUAAAGAAAUCAAUAAAAUCAUUAAACAUAGCAAUGAAAUUUACAAUUUUAUAAAGGAGAUUGAAGAUAUUUUUGGAUUGAUUAUUUUAUUUCAACUGACUGUUAAUUGUCUAAUUAUUUGUAUUACCGCAUUCCAUAUAACAAAAAUGACUGUUUUUAUACCAACGGAAUUUUUCGGCAUGAUGGUAUAUUUAUGUUGUAUGACGUAUCAGAUUUUUAUUUAUUGCUAUCAUGGUAAUGAACUUGCAAUACAGAGUGCAAGUAUCGGUUCUGCUGCGUUCGCUAGUAAUUGGUGGAAAUUUCAUAAAAAUUAUAAUCGGUCAUUAGGGUUAUUAAUUACACGAUUUAAUAGAUCAAUUGUUUUUACUGCUGGUCCAUUAAUGAGAUUGUCUUUACAAUUAUUUAUGAGCAUUCUUCGAAUGUCUUAUUCAUUUUUUACAUUAUUACAAAGUUCGACUAAAUAGUAAAAAUAAUUACUACUAAUUAUCAUCAAGCAAUGCAAGUAGUACAAGAACUGAAAAAUAAUUUUUGGUUGCCAGUAUACCUGUAGUCGUUGCACUGAUCAGUCGAUAGUUUUGUGAUAAAUUAUUUCUCAAGUGAAUUAAAUUAUUAACCAUGGGACGUGAUUCUAGAAAGGUUUCAAGAGAACUUCGGAGUUCUGAAAAAAUUAAUAAGUCGCGUUCAGUCAAAAGAAAGAAUGUUUUUAAUCCGAAAACAGCCGAACGUGAUGAAAGUAUUCAGAGUACAUCUUCUAAAAAAUUAAAACAAAACACUGAAGAUGAUGUACCUGAAGACAGCAGUACUGAAUUUCGAAUAAUAAAUUUUAUUCAGGUAUUCACUGCAAUUUCUGCUCUUAUAAAAUGUAAAAAAUGUGAUGGAAAUGUAGUGUUUCAAACAGCAAGUACACGUGGGCUGGGAUUCAAAAUUGUAGUUGCAUGUAAUAACUGUGGAAAUGAAUAUAUUCCUUCCUGUUCUUUCGUUGGGCAUUCUUAUGAAAUAAACAGACGUUUCAUUUUUGUAAUGAGAAUACUAGGAAUAGGAUACGAAGGAUUGUGCAAGUUUUGCGGCCUGAUGGACAUGCCGUCUUUUUUAGAUAAAUCUACGCAUACAAUUUUACUGAAACAGAUUUUGAAUUGUAGUAAAGCCGUCGCAGAAACCUUCAUGACGAAAGCUGUGAAUGAAGAAAAGCAAGCAAUGCCAACAACUGAAAAUGAAGAUAUAAAUCAUCUAACUGUAUCGGGAGAUGGAACCUGGCAAAAACGGGGAUAUACAUCGUCAUUUGGAGUUUCUUCUAUAAUUGGCUAUUUUACUGGAAAGAUUCUUGACAUAAACAUUAAAAGUGCAUAUUGUAAGCUAUGUGAGUAUUGGAAAAAAAAAACAAAUACUGUUGAGUUCGAGGAAUGGUAUCAAUCGCAUGAAGAUGUGUGUUCUGCUAAUCAUCAAGGGUCUUCUGGGAAAAUGGAGGUGGAUGCGAUGGUCGAAAUGUUUUCGUAUUCUGAAACUAAAUAUGGAGUUAAGUAUGCCAACUAUAUUGGUGAUGGUGACUCCAAGACCUAUUCAGGAAUUAUAAAAUCAGAUCCUUACGAAAAUACAACUGUAAAUAAAAAGGAAUGUAUAGGGCAUGUCCAAAAGCGGAUGGGGAGUCGAUUACGUACGCUGAAGAGUAAACAAAAAGGUCUUGGUGGUCGAGGUAAGCUCACAGGAAAAUUAAUAGACAAACUAACUGUGUACUAUGGUUUAGCAAUACGCCGGCAUUGUGAUUCUAUUGAAAAUAUGAAAUCUGCUAUAAUGGCAACCUUUUAUCACUACGGCUCGAGUGAUGAAAAACCGAAUCAUGAUAUGUGUCCAAAAGGCGAAGAAUCUUGGUGCUCUUACCAGCGCGCUGAAGCAAGAGGAGAGCUUGAUACCUUUUCUCACGAUUAUUCUCCUUUACCUUCUGAUGUUUUAAAAGCUAUCAAGCCUAUAUACGAAGAUCUUAGUAAUGAAAAUUUACUUUCAAGAUGUGUAGGUGGAUUCAAUCAGAAUAAUAAUGAAAGCUUUAACCAACUAGUAUGGAAAAUAUGCCCAAAAACGGUAAAUACUAGUUUUACUAUCGUACAAAUAGCUGCAUACGUUGCUAUGUGUAUAUUUAAUGAGGGUAUAAAUUCAUUAUUAGUCUUGAUGAAUACACUAGGACUUAAUUGUGGGCCUAAUUCUCAUCGGUAUGCAGAAAGAAUGGAUGCUGCACGUAUCAAAGUAGCAGAUAAGCGCGCUAAUGAUAACACCCGAGAAGGUCGAUUGCAACGUAGGCACCAGCAAAUCGAUAUUUUGGAAGCUGCUAUGUCGGCUGAAGAGCUAUUAUAUGGUCCAGGAAUAGAUGACUCAGUAUGAAUCUCCAAGGACUUAUGAUGAUCACCGCAAAGGACUUCGGGAGGAACGGGCUCUACAAAAACAGCGAUAACUUUUUGAAUUAUUAAUUUUUUUUUUUGAAAUUUUCGUGAAGUCAAAUCGAAACGUGUUCUAAUAAAGCUAUGUUUUUAUUUUUGUCAAAUAAAGUAAUUAACUACAAAAAAAAAAUUAUUGAAAAUCAUCAUUUUUUCAUACCCCUGAG
This is a messenger RNA of Microplitis mediator, 3362 nucleotides long. RefSeq names its product odorant receptor Or1-like. Gene Ontology annotation, biological process: detection of chemical stimulus involved in sensory perception of smell; sensory perception of smell. The record is from RefSeq and is a predicted model, not a curated record. Lineage: Eukaryota; Metazoa; Arthropoda; Insecta; Hymenoptera; Braconidae. Gene Ontology annotation, molecular function: olfactory receptor activity; odorant binding. Gene Ontology annotation, cellular component: plasma membrane. The transcript has 7 exons. The coding region runs from base 37 to 1236 and encodes 399 amino acids.